UGGGCCUAGGCCCCCCCUUGCCCGGGCAAGGGGUUGACCGCUGGAACUACUCGUACUGGUAAACCAAACCCUACCAAUUUCUCCACUGAAACUCUGGCGAUGGAAUUCCAAGAAAUUUUCGUAGUGGCAACAAGCACUGUAGGCUUUAUCUCUCUUUGUAAACCCAUCAUAAGUUUUCUCAGAUGGGUAUGGGUCGUGUUUCUGAGACCCCCAAAGAAUUUCAAGGACUAUGGCUCAUGGGCUCUCAUCACUGGCUCCACUGAUGGAAUUGGAAAAGCCCUUGCCUUUGAAAUGGCUUCAAAGGGCCUUAACCUUGUCUUGGUUGGUCGAAACCCUUCAAAGCUUGAGGUUACCUCCACUGAAUUACAUGAAAAAUAUGGUGGGCAAAUUCAGAUUAAGAACAUUGUCAUUGACUUGGCCAAGUUCAGUGGGGAGGAGAUAGGAAAUGCGAUAGAGGAAGGAAUAAAAGGCCUUGAUGUUGGCAUUUUGAUUAAUAAUGCAGGGGUGGCUUACCCUUAUGCAAGGUUCUUUCAUGAGGUUGAUUUGGAGCUGAUGGAGAGCACUAUGAAGGUGAACAUAGAGGGGGCCACUUGGGUGACUAAGGCAGUGCUUCCAAUUAUGCUUAAGAAGAAGAAAGGAGCAAUUGUCAACAUUGGCUCUGCUUCCUCUGAGAUCCUCCCUUCUUACCCUCUUUACACUGUUUAUGCUGCCUCCAAAGCGUACAUUUCAAUGUUCUCAAAAUCCAUUAGUUUGGAAUACAAGAAGCAUGGAAUUGACGUUCAGUGUCAGAUUCCUAUGUUGGUGGCAACAAAGAUGACAAAGUUAAAGCCAUCUUCCUUCUUCGUUGCAUCACCAGAGAUGUACAGCAAAGCAAGCAUGAGAUGGAUUGGCUAUGAGCAUCUGUGCACACCCUAUUGGGGUCACUCUGUGCAGUGGCUCAUAAUACAUGUUUUGCCUGAUGUGUUGUUGAAUGCCAUCAUCCUUAGGUACUUCAUUGGGAUGCGAAGGAGAGGCCAAUUGAAGGAGGCACAGAACAAAAGUAAACAAAUGUAGCCAGCAACAGAAAAAUUUAUGAGUUGCAUUUGAUGCAGCAUUGAAAUUGUGCUCAACUAGAUAUUACUUUUUCUGGAUGAA
Prunus mume (Japanese apricot) is the source of this 1134-nucleotide messenger RNA. RefSeq names its product very-long-chain 3-oxoacyl-CoA reductase 1-like. Gene Ontology annotation, cellular component: endoplasmic reticulum. Gene Ontology annotation, molecular function: ketoreductase activity. Lineage: Eukaryota; Viridiplantae; Streptophyta; Magnoliopsida; Rosales; Rosaceae. The record is from RefSeq and is a predicted model, not a curated record.